AUGGCGUACAGUAUCGAAGCAUCGUCACCAAGGGAGAACGACUGACUGCACCAGCCAGUAUUGGUUGGACCUACUGGCAACAUGGAGGAAUGGACCAAAGCCGCCAGCGUCGCCGUGGGCACCCUCAUGAUGUUCUCCCUUGGAUCUGCCUACGCGAUCUCAGCAUGGAACAGCCAAAUGAAGGAUACGCUGCAGAUGUCUCAAGGCGAGAUCGCAUCCGUCGCCGCAAGCUUCACGUUUGGCCAGUACAAUUCCAUCUGGGCUGGCUUCUUCUACGAUCGGUUUGGAAUGCGAUGGACAUCCUUGGCGUCGGCGACGCUGCUUGCGACGUUUUACUGGUUGGCGGCGCUCCUCAGCGCGUCGCCAUCGGCCCCCCAUUCGGCCAUGUCGGCAUGCUUUGUCUUCAUUGGACUCGGCCAUGCAUUUCCUGCCGUCGCUUCGAUGGCUGCCAACGAAGGGGUAUACGGCCAAGCUCACCGAGGCAAGAUCAUGGGGCUCUUAGUGAGCAGCUACAGCGGUGGCGGUGCGGCCUUUGCCUUCAUCUACCACGCCUGGUUUGACCAGCACGUCGGCGACUUCUUCACGUUUAUGGGAUGGACGCUCUCAUCAUUAUCUGUGUUGGGCGCUGUCUUUCUCCAAGGCAGCCCCCACCAUUCUAGUGUUCUGCAAGACGAGGACGAAGAGACUCCGCUAGAACAAAAGGGCAAACUCGAACACAACAUCACGUUGUGGCCGUUGCUCCAGACCGCCCAGUUUUGGCAUUUGUUUGUGGUCGUGCUGGUCGGUGUGGGUAGUCCGCUGUUUGUGAUGAACAACUUGAGCUUCCUGGUGGAAUCCUACGGCGGAGACGCGGCGCACGUCCCGACGUUGGUGCAGCUCUUCUCCUUGUUCAACCUCGUGGGCCGGUUCGCCAUGGGAGCUAUCUCUGAUGCGUGGCUACCCACUGUCCCUCGAACGCACUUCCUGACUGCCAGUGUCGUGUUGGUGGGACUCGUCCAGCUGUCGUUCGUAGUGUGUCCUGUCGAGUACUUGGUUGUGCCUGUGGUGCUCACUGGGGUUGGCGAAGGCUGCGUCUUUGGGUUGUUUCCUGUGCUCACGCGGGAACUGUUUGGGCCUCGGCACUUUGGCAAGAACUAUGGCCUAGUGAGUUUGGCCAAUACAGUGGGGUUUCCGUUGGUGCUGGGUCCGCUGUCGUCUGCGCUGUACCGCUGGCAACUCGCGCCUGGCACGGAAAAGUGUUUUGGAAGCAGCUGCUUCACGUCCAUGUUUUUGUUCACAGCGGGACUUAGUCUAGUGGCCACGUUUAGUUCUACCCGUUUGCAUUAGGCCCGCCAACGCUACUAUUGCGAAAGAACGUAGGGAAAUAAUACCAUUCCAGUGUUGCCAUGAGGGAGUGCCACGUCAUGUAACGUUAACGUCAGUGCCUAUCCGG
Molecule: messenger RNA, 1432 nt
Organism: Aphanomyces astaci
Lineage: Eukaryota; Oomycota; Saprolegniomycetes; Saprolegniales; Verrucalvaceae
Exons: 1
Coding region: 82-1326 (414 amino acids)
Biological process (GO): transmembrane transport
Cellular component (GO): membrane
Molecular function (GO): transmembrane transporter activity
Source: RefSeq, a predicted model, not a curated record